This is a messenger RNA of Prorocentrum cordatum, 1973 nucleotides long. The record is from the annotation of a GenBank genome assembly. NCBI's taxonomy places the organism in Eukaryota, Dinophyceae, Prorocentrales, Prorocentraceae.
CCCCCCAGAAGGCUCCAGGACGGCCCGAGUGCCCACCUACACGUCCCAAGGGGCCGUCUUGGGUCCAUAGCAGUUUGGCUCAAGCAUUUGUAAACUCUCCUUCAGCAGCCGCUCCUGCAGCCGGAGCCCCUGCGUCACUGAGCGCACCCUCGAACUAUUUCUGUUUGAUUGCGGGUCGGGCUGCUCCGUCACAAUGACCCGCUCUCUAUUGGUCGCCGCCCCCCUGUUGUCGUCUUUCAUCGGAGGCGGGGCCGCUCUGCAUGUGGUGUCCAUGACCCAGGGAAUGCCAAACAGCAGUGGAUAUAUCAAUUCGACAAGCUUGGGCACUGACACGUUCGACGAGAAGUUCGCCAACGUCAAGAAGCGCGGCAUGGUGACAGCCUCAUGGUUACAAGACACGUCUUGGGUCGUUGGCUGGGUAGCAGCUUACCCUACUCAAGAGGGGCCUAUGACUAUGGAUGGUGAUGCGGACACGAAGUGGAAUCCAUGGAAUCUUGGUAGACAUUACAACAAAUGGUGGAUCGAGUUUAAUAUCCAGCUGCCUGCGUACACGGUGCACGGCAUUCGAAUCCAAAAUUGGGGCGAUACGACACAUGAUGUAAAACAGGCUGUGUUGUACGCGUCGACGACGCAAGGCGGAGCAUUCAACACGGUUGUUGCUUCAUUAGGAUCAGUGGCCAUUGGAACUAGUAGCGCGCAGGACUUUGCCAUCGUUUAUAGUUCCCCUGUGCAACACCUUCGAUUGGUGAUCACACGAACAGGCACUGGUCACCAACCAUAUAUUCGGGAAAUCGCGUUUCAACUUGAGGCCAGUCAGACACCCAGCCCGACGCCCAGCCCGACGCCCAGCCCGACGCCCAAUCCAACGCCCAGCCCGACGCAAAGUCCGACGCCCAGCCCGACGCCCAGCCCGACGCCCAGCCCGACGCCCAAUCCAGCAAAUAGCGCUGCUGCCACUGGAGAUCCACACCUGCAUAAUAUUUUUGGGGAACAAUUCGACUUAACGAAGACGGGCAGCCAUGUUCUAAUCAACAUUCCUCGUGGAACCAGUGCCGAAAACUCAUUGCUUCGCGUUCAGGCCGAGGCGCGCCGAUUUGGUGGCAGUUGCGCGGAUUUGUAUUUCCAAGCAUUGAAUGUUACAGGUUUGUGGGCAGAGGCUAAGCAAGCAGGAGGGUACCACUUCGACUCGCACAGGGGUGUCAAUGAGAAUUCAAAAUGGUUCACUCUUGGCUCCGUCGAGGUCAAAGUUGCCCAUGGGCGAACGCAAGGCGGUAUCCUGUAUCUGAACUUCUACGUUAAACAUCUGCGGCACGCUGGCUUCCCCGUGGGGGGCUUGUUGGGAGAGGACGACCACCAGGACGCAACCGCGCAGCCAGCUGAAUGCAAGAAGCUAGUGGCCUUGCGCACAGCUCUUCAGAACACCGACACUUCUGCGCGUUCUGUUGCCACCGCGAAGUUGGCAUGAGGUUUCUCCAGCUCCACUGAGCCACGCGAGGGCCGUUAUGCACACCAUGGGCGCCAGUGGUUCACAUGUGCCCUCAUCGGCAUUCUUUUGCUUCGCCCGUCUCCUCGCCCGGUCCUCGCUUGCUUUUUUUCCCCUCGGUUUUCUCCCAAGGCUUUCUCCGUCCUCGGCGGCUUCGUCUCCUUUUCCUGCCGCUUUUGGGGCGCGGCGCGCGGAGCAGAAGGACCGCGCGCUGCCGAGCAGAGGCGACGUGAGCAGGGCCACGCACCUUCCGCAGAUUUCCCCUUUACUGAGGGUACGCCGGUUCUGGUGGCACCUUGCUCUCCCCUUCUGCUUCAAAGGACAAAAAGAGGAGGGGCCGGCUCCGUGGCCGCCUGUGGUCGGGCGGGGCUGGGGCAGGAAUCGAUCGUUCCAGGGCGUGCCCGAACGCGCUCAGAGCGCUCCGGAACGCUCCGCGAAGGCCGCGGCGCCCGAUCAUUUUCCAGAACUGCCGCAUCUCAGAGGUUCCCGG